CCUCGAUUCACUGGGCAACGGCUGCCAAACUGACAAUUGACAAGCUUCAACUCCACCGCAAUUCCACCCAAACAGCCCGCCGGAUGCGCCCAUCAAUUUCUUGACAGAUUCCGCCCGCGGAGCUUCUUGAAAGCUGCAUCCUCCUCUCUGUCUCGCUGCUGGUUGCUUCCCAAGGGCCGAACCUGGCCUCGCUGCCAUCGCCUCGACAAUCCGAGUGACGUGUUCCAGCCAAAUUCAGCACCACGCGGCGCAGACACAGACAACACCGGCUCAUUUCCCGGCCUGAGCUUGACAUAAACAUCGCAUAUUUGCUACCGACUUGGUCAUUUUGAAGCCCAAUAGCGACAGUCAACGCACAGUGCCGCUCAGUUCGUUUUUUCAAAAAUGUCGUCGGACUCUGAGCAUUCCGCCCAGAUCGUCGAUGGCAUUCCCGAGCACGAUCGACCUGGCCUUGUCGACGACGUUUCCACUUCGGGAGACGACGAGUCGAUUGUAACCUCGUCGCAACAGAGUAUACCUCCGACCGAUGCACCAAAUUCCCCAAUACCGCCUACUUUGUCCCCGAGAUUCGAGGACGGCCAUGACGAAGACCCGCCAACUGUCAUUCCGUCAUCCCUCACCCCGCCUCCGUCCUCGCAGGCUCCUAAUCCCACAGGAGCCGGGCCUGCCAACCCGCUUGGCUAUCUCGGCUCGCAGCGAUCCGCCAUCUUUUCGCCGCCAGCUACAGUUAUGAACGGCAUCAAGAGAGAAAGUGUUGGUGCUGAAUUUAUCCCCCCAACCCAAGAUCAGAUCGCCGAUGCCUCAAUUGAGGAACUCCGCAGCAUGCUUCAGGCCUGCAUGGCCGAUCAGGCAAGACUGAAGAUGGAAGCGGCCCACCACAAGUUGCAGUACAGCAUGCUCAGCAUCCGUGCCGAAGAAGACACGAAACGUGCAGCUGUCGAACACGAGAUGACGAGGAAGGAAGUCCAAGCCCUACAGAAGGCCGAGUGCGCGCGGCAAGCUCGCCACGACCUCAUCACAGCAUCUGAGUCGACACAAGCGAAGUACUUGCGAUUGAAGGUGUUGCACGAACAGGCCCUCGAGGAGAAUGACGCCUUGCACAAAAAGAUCAAGGCCGCGAGGAAGGUAAUACAGCAAAAGGAGGACGAGAUUGCCGUUUUGACGGACGAAAGGGACAUGUUGCUGAACCGCAUUCGGGAAAACCGCGAGCACUUCCACCUGCUUUGCAGCCCUGGGGGCAUGUUCCAUGGCGCCCUGACGCCGAAGGCCCAGACUGGAAGCCCUCAGCAGCACAGGGGGACACCGCGACAAACGCCGAGAUCGGCGCAUCGGGAUAGCCAUCGGGACCAGGAGGGUUUUGCCGUCCUGCUCCAGGCUCUCAGCCAAGACAACAAUAGCGCUCCAUCGACACCCAUCAGCGGCCACCGUCCGGCACCCCGCAACCCUUCCAAACAUACCCGCAAUGUCCAGUCAAUGUCCUCCCUUCCGAGUACGCCGCUUCCCCGUAACCGAGGCGACAACAGGGGGCAUGGGCUGCUACCAUCUGUCGAUCUGGUACCCCAAACCGAGCCUCCCUACCGGAACACGCGGUUCGUAGCCGAAAAGCCGAACCUGUCUAGGAGCCAAGAACGCCGCAAGAGCCGCGAGAGCACAAUAUCGGCUGAGGACAACCAGGAACUAGCACGCCAGGCGCUGCAGUCUUUUGUGUCGCGGGGAUCACAGCACUCGUCGCGUCGGCGGCAGUCGGGCGGGGAGGAAGAGGAGGUCUUUGAGAGCCAGGCCAGCCAGGCCGCUUCAGAGAUGCUGCGCCGAGACGCCCGCGAAAGCUUCGAGGUAGCCAGCUCCGUCGGCAACUCGAGGGACGGCACGCCGGCCGCGGCGGACAGAAGCGCCAAGCUUCAGGCCAAGCUGUUUGGAGGGCUGAAUAAGAGCGGCCUUUCUAAUGGGAAGCGCAAGUUCAGCGGCCCGCACGGGGGGGAAGUGGCCGACGGGUUCGCGGUGCAUGAUCGCGGCGUCAUGAGCCCCACCAAGAAGCUCCGCGAGGCCGGCGGGCUGAGAGACGGCGGUCGUAUCGGCUUGGGCAUACAGUACGGCCGUGAGCUGUAGGAGCCAUGCGGGCUUUUAUGCUGGCUGGCUGGCUGCGCUCACGGCUCUGUAGUCUAUUGGAGUGCUUGUCUUGUUGGUUUUCAUCUUUGUUACUCGGUUGCGGGAUGGAUGAGGUUCAAUCGUUCAUUCAAUGGUUCAUGACAAUGGCUCAUGAUAUCUGGGAGAUUGCUCGGCUCUGGAACGGCCGUUGGUAUGUAUUGCGCGUGUACAAUACUGGUUAUGAUGCUGGAAAGGGUCGGAAGUUUGGCUCAAGCUUUCUCUGGGUUGCAAUCCUGCAAGGCGCAUGGGAAUGCCUCUCGGACUAGCCACGAGGCACGCUUGGCUUCUCUGAACUUUUAAAAGCGCUGGUAUAACUGCCCGUGGAGGCAUUACUUAUGGUUAGUCUGAAUCCGAAUCCAGCCCUGUCUUCAACGUCGUAGGAAUUUAAGAGUUCUCUGGGAAAGGCCCGACUUGCGCUUCGAUAC
Messenger RNA from Canariomyces notabilis, 2570 nucleotides. RefSeq lists its product as uncharacterized. The transcript has a single exon. The record is from RefSeq and is a predicted model, not a curated record. Bases 385 to 2106 code for a protein of 573 amino acids. NCBI's taxonomy places the organism in Eukaryota, Fungi, Ascomycota, Sordariomycetes, Sordariales, Chaetomiaceae.